This is a messenger RNA of Caretta caretta (loggerhead turtle), 4708 nucleotides long. RefSeq names its product zinc finger MIZ-type containing 2 (gene ZMIZ2). NCBI's taxonomy places the organism in Eukaryota, Metazoa, Chordata, Testudines, Cheloniidae. Gene Ontology annotation, molecular function: SUMO ligase activity; zinc ion binding. Gene Ontology annotation, cellular component: chromatin. The record is from RefSeq and is a predicted model, not a curated record. Gene Ontology annotation, biological process: regulation of transcription by RNA polymerase II; protein sumoylation.
AAUCGGAGCGGGGAGGGCGGCAGGAUGGAGGCGGGGAGCUGCGCGCAGCGGCUCACUCGCCCCGCGGUGGCCCAGGCAGCGGCGGCAGCAGGAGCGGAGGCAGAGCACGGAGGGGCCGCGGAGCCAGGGCUUUGUUAGCUGCAGCCGCCGAGCCCCCUCCCCCCCGCCGCCGACCCCCGCCAUGGAGCCGGGCCAGCAGCAGGCUCAGUGAGCCGCUCCCGCCCCGGCCGCGCCGCGCAGGGAGGAAGAGGGCGAGGAAGGCGAAGGGCCAUUUUUGUCUCCUUGGAAGCCCAGCCACAGCCACCCAGCUCCUUCGCUGUUCCUGAAGACCCAGCACGUGCCCUGCUCGCCUGCCUGCAGCCAAUGAACUCCAUGAACCCAAUGAAACCAUCCCUCCCACCCACGCCGCAUGGUGAUGGUUCAUUUGCAUACGAGUCAGUUCCUUGGCAACAGAGCACCAAUCAGCCUGCAGGAUCUCUCUCCGUGGUAACCACCGUUUGGGGCGUCAGCAACAACACGUCCCAGAGCCAGGUUUUUGGAAACUCCAUGGGCCCUGGGGGAAACACCUCUGGAAACCCCAUGAUGCCCGGCAUGGCUGGCAGUGGCUCUGGAAUGAACUCGCCUCAGUUUAUGGGACAGCAGCCUUUCCCGGAGGGGGCCGCCAGCAAGGGCUACGUGCAGCAGGGGAUGUACGGCCGUAGCACAUACCCUGGGGGGCCGGGCUUCACCACCAGUUACGCAGGCAGCCCCAAUGGCCCCGGCGGCAUGGGCCUCCCUUCACACACGGGCCGGCCCCCGGCCGACUUCACCCAGGCGGCUGCUGCAGCCGCUGUGGCCGCAGCAGCUGCCACGGCCACAGCCACGGCCACAGCCACGGUGGCCGCCUUGCAGGAGAAGCAGAGUCAGGAGCUGAGCCAGUACGGAGCGAUGGGGGCCGGGCAGCCAUUUAACAGCCAGUUCCUGCCUCACUCGGGCCCCCGCGGACCCGCUGUGCCAGCUGGGAUGAACCCUGCCAGCAUGGGGGGCGUGAUGGGCCCUUCAGGAAUGUCUCCCAUGAGCAUGAACCCCGCCAGGGCCCCUGGCAUGACCCCCUUGUAUGGAGGACAGAGGCUGCCCCAGCAUGGGUACCCUGGGCCCCCACAGAGCCAGCAGAUCCCCCGGCAGGGGGUCAAGAGGGCGUAUUCCAGUGACGGUUACCCCGGGCAGCAGUACAUCCAGGGGGCCCAGUACCCCACCCAAGCUGCCCAGUAUGCUCCUAGCGCGCCCCAGCCAUCUGCACCAUCCCCCUCAUACCCUGGUCACAGGAUGCCCAUGCAGCAAGGAAUGGGCCAGUACCUCUCCGCCUCUGUCUCCGCCGGACCAUACUACAAGCCGACUGACCAGUUCAAUGGGCAGAAUGCCAGCUUCACCAGCUACAGCCAGGCCUCCAUGAACGGGGCUGGGGACAGCCACGAUGUGUAUGUCUCCCUGCAGCCUGGCCGGUCUGUGCCUGGCUACCCCAGCUCCCCGCUGCCCGGGAACCCCACGCCCCCCAUGACGCCCGGAAGCACCAUCCCACCAUACAUGUCCCCGGGGCAGGAUGUCAAGUCGCCCUUCCUGACGGACAUCAAGCCCAGCGUCAGCUCCCUGCACCCGUCGCCUUCAGGCAACCCGUGCGAGGAGCUGCGCCUGACCUUCCCCGUGCGGGACGGGGUGGUCCUGGAGCCCUUCCGCCUCCAGCACAACCUGGCUGUCAGCAACCACGUUUUCCAGCUCCGCGAUUCUGUCUACAAGACACUGAUGCUGAGGCCUGACCUGGAGCUCCAGUUCAAAUGCUACCACCAUGAGGACCGACAGAUGAACACUAACUGGCCGGCCUCAGUCCAGGUCAGUGUCAAUGCUACGCCCCUGACCAUCGAGCGGGGUGACAACAAGACUUCCCACAAGCCCCUCUACCUGAAGCAGGUGUGCCAGCCUGGGAGGAACACCAUCCAGAUAACCGUCACCGCCUGCUGCUGUUCUCACCUCUUUGUCCUGCAGCUGGUGCACCGGCCCUCCGUUCGGUCAGUGCUGCAAGGGUUAAUAAAGAAGCGCCUGCUGCCAGCCGAGCACUGCAUCACCAAAAUAAAGCGAAACUUCAGCAGUGGGACAAUCCCAGGGACUCCGGGUCCCAAUGGGGAGGACGGCGUGGAGCAGACAGCUAUCAAGGUGUCGCUGAAGUGUCCCAUCACCUUCCGGAGAAUCCAGCUCCCUGCCCGGGGCCAUGACUGCAGGCACAUACAGUGCUUUGACUUGGAGUCCUACCUGCAACUGAACUGCGAGAGGGGAACGUGGCGGUGUCCUGUUUGCAAUAAAACGGCCCUCCUGGAAGGACUAGAGGUGGAUCAGUACAUGCUGGGGAUCCUGAUCUACAUUCAGAACUCCGACUAUGAGGAGAUCACCAUCGACCCCACAUGCAGCUGGAAGCCAGUGCCCAUCAAGCCCGACAUCCACGUCAAGGAGGAGCAGGACGGCCCUGUGCUGAAGCGCUGCCGGACCAUGAGCCCCACUCACAUGGUGAUGCCCAAUGUCAUGGAGAUGAUCGCCGCCCUGGGCCCCGGCUCCUCACCGUUCACGCCCCUGCAGCCCCCGCCCACCAGCGGCAGUGCCAGUGACUACAGCAGCCAGAGUUCCAGCUUCUCUGGCCCUGGCAGUUUCCCGGACUCGUUCCCUCCCACAAACCCCGGCACCCCGACGUUAAAUGAAUUCACGCCGGGGCCUCCCCCCAUCUCCUACCAGUCGGACAUUCCCAGCAGCCUCCUGACCCCCGAAAAGCCACCAGCUCCCUCCAUCACCGGACAGAUGCCUCCAUCUGGCAGGAUAGACCCAUCCCACAACCCUGUACAGCAGGGGCUUCAUAACCCCAACCUCAGCAGCCAGUCGGGACAGCAGCUCCAUCACCGGAACCCUCCCCCCCCGCAGUCCCGGCAGCCCAUUGGGCAGGCGGGAUCCGGGGGUCCGGCGCAUGCAGGGGAUCUUGCCUUUAACCCUGGGCCUGGGAUGGUGGGGCAGCCAGUCAUGCCGGGAGCUGGGGAAGGGCCGGAGCCUUCCCUCGAUCUUCUUCCCGAGCUGACGAACCCUGACGAGCUGCUCUCCUACCUGGGCCCACCAGAUCUCCCCAACAACAGCAAUGACGACCUGCUCUCCCUGUUUGAGAACAACUGAAGCCGUACCCGGUGAAAUGCAGCCACCAGGCCCAGAGGCCCUCCACACCCCCAUCCUUGCCUCCACCCUGAGGCACCUCCACACUCACCCAUCCCACAGCUUUCUAGACACGCGCCUCUCCUCUGCACCGGGCAAGGACUCCUUUGUCUGAACUCUCAGAACCUGCCCCACAAAAGGGACCCUGGAGCAGCUGGCUCUGGAAAUCCUUCCCACGCAGUGGAGAUGUCCCUCUCAGACGGUUCCUGGAGCCUCCGUGACAUAGACGCACUCGGGCUAUGCUAAUGUGCCAGGUCACCAACAUGCCGGGUGUGCUGGCCCCACUGAUCAGCCCUGGAGGUGUCCUACAAACCACAGCUGGAGAAGAACAAGGCGGAGCAACUUCUUGGAAUGGGGCUUCCUCUGCUGGCUCUAGAAUGCUCAGCUCUGCCUGGGCACAUGGAGGUUCAGGAUGAAGACUGGCACCUGUGUGUACAUUGCCGCACAACCUAAGGCCACCGGGGACACAUGCUGAAGAAAGGCAGCGAACCAUGGAGCCCAGUAUGAGGCUCAGUCCCAGGGCCUGGCGAAGCAGACACAGCAUUGCCCUUGAAGACCUCCAGAAGCUGUCUCCACCCAUCCCAGCUCCUAGAUGGGCACAGCACCCAGUUGGCUUCAGGCCCCCCCAGUGCUCAUGUGCUCUGGCUCCCUACCAUCUCUGGGAGCCAGCAUCCUGGAUGUGUCAGUACUUCACAGGAGCAUGCCUGGAGAUCCACCUCCGCUCCCUGCUCUGUGGGGUUGGGCCAAUGAUGAAUUGCAGUGGAAGAAAGGGGGAGUCUGAAAAGCCUCUUCCAUUCCUUCCCCCGGGACUGCAGCAGAAGCAGCAAAGGAACUGGCUCCAUUGGAAAGACCAGCCAGUUCCCCAAACACACCCUGACAGACUGACUCCAUCUGGUGAUGGGUCAUCUACAAGCACAACGAUGUACAUAGUUCAAAAACACUAAAGGAAAGAAACCCAAUAUAUUUAAAGGCACGUGUGUCGCUCUGGUGUCUAGUUCUGGGGUCCCCCAGCCCCGGGGCAAGAGUCCUCUGUAUAAAUGUGCAUAUGCGCCCUAGUUUGUAAUAUAGACCAUUCCAUGUGGGACCACCCCUGCCACCAGAGACCUGCUGCUUCAGCCAGAGCGGGACCCCUUCCCUCAUGUUUGAAAUGUCUGUCCCACCCAAGCAGGGUCUGGCUGCUGAGGAUGGGAACACGCCCAGCCAGCCCUGGAAAUCAAAGCGAAGAGUCAGUCCAAAAUGCUGUGGUUUUGGAACCUGCCACUCCACCUCUCCACCCCCAGUCAGCACCUCUCUCCAACCAAGGCUGAAUUCAGUGUAGCGGAGAGGGGGUCCCAGAGGCGGCCUGACUGGGGAAAACCAAACCAUUAUCCCUGGCCGGAUUUCUUAGGAUGGAGUCCUGUGUCUGAGUGCUGAUGACUGUUUAGUUUUGUGUAUCCUGUUUCAUUAUCGCUAUAUAUUAAAGCAUUUCUUUUUGGUGGGGCUCACUGAA